ACGGCAUUGAAUCUCGCCGCGCUCUUCCGGGCAUGUGCACCGCUGUCAGACACAAAACGUAAACAAAGUUUGAGUUGUAGUUUUAUGAGCAGCCCUCAGUUCACCACCGCGGUGGGGAGAUGGGCUCGGUUCGCUGGGCUUUCCGCUGCGGGUCGUGGACACCGAGCCGGUCCGAGUGGCUGCUCGCUGCUCGCUGCAUUCAGCGGGAAGAGAAAGACAGGAUCGGACAGUUUGUGUUCGCCAAGGACGCCAAAUCAGCCAUGGCUGGCAGGUUGUUGCUGAGGAGAUUUGUGUGUGAGAAGAUGGGGAUCCCCUGGUCGGAGAUCAGACUGGAGCGAUCUCCCAGAGGGAAACCGUACCUGGCUGCACCACUUCAGGUCAGUUCAGAUUCAGGCCCUGAACCCCCGGCCUGGAGCUUCAACCUGUCCCACCAGGGGGACUACGCUGUGCUCGCUGCAGAGCGGGGGAAGCAGGUCGGAGUGGAUAUAAUGAAGACCACCAUGCCAGGUAGCAGCUCUGUGCCGGAGUUUUUCCGCAUCAUGACUCGUCAGUUUACAGCGUACGAGUGGAGCGUCAUCCAAUCAGCCGGCUCUGAGCACCAGCAGCUCGCCACGUUCUACCGCCACUGGGCCCUGAAGGAGAGCUUCAUCAAAGCCAUCGGCACGGGUCUGGGUUUCAACCUGCAGCGGGUGGAGUUUCACCUGCCCUCUGAUCCGCUCACUCAGGGCCAGCCACUGAGCCAGACCAGGAUGCAUCUAGAUGAGGAAGAAGAAGAGGAUUGGAUAUUUGAAGAGAGCCUCCUGGAUGAUGCUCAUCAUGUUGCUGUAGCACUCGGACCAGCGGACAAGCCAGGCUCUGCACUUCUUCAUCCAUCUCUUCCUCCUGCCACCACAUUCACGCUGCUGUCGUUCAGUGAGCUCAUCGCCUCAGCCUCACCUCUGACAGAGGAAGACUCCGCCUACUGGGACAGCUUCAAGAUGAAGGCUGAAGCUCCACAGAGACAGAGAGAUACACACACAUCCAAAUGACCACCUGUCUUACACUGACACUCACCGGCCACACACACACACACACACACACUUCAGAAGUGCCAAAAGAGCACACAUACACUGACAUUGAAGCUGCUUUCUCAUUCAACACAAGUCAAGUCCAAACAGUCAAGUUUAUUUAUAAAACCAAAAAUCACAGGUUUGUCUCAGAGGAUUUCAGGAUCCAUACAGCAUCUAACACCUUAUGUCUUCAGGUUCUCGGGGUUAUAGAUCCACUGCAGGUGGGGCAUGGAUGACCAAAUAUGAAGUGGAACAAAGAAUUUUCUGUUUUUAUUGUAUUGACCUUUAUUUCACUAACAUUCAACUUGGAUCCUUUUUUAUUAGUUUUGCAUUCCCUAUCAUAGUUAAUGAUGAUUUUCGAGCCUUCAAACAACACACUGAUCGAAAGACAUUGCUCAAAUGGUGUAUAUAGUGUAUAAUAUGUAGGAUAAGAAAUGCAUAAUUCACAGAUGAAUAGGUUAUGAUUUAUUGAAUAUAUUUACUUUUUAGUCAAAUUCCUAUGUGGAUGCAAGGAUCAAAUAAACGGCUGUAUGUAACCAUGUAUGUGCACAA
Morone saxatilis (striped sea-bass) is the source of this 1601-nucleotide messenger RNA. RefSeq names its product aminoadipate-semialdehyde dehydrogenase-phosphopantetheinyl transferase (gene aasdhppt). The record is from RefSeq and is a predicted model, not a curated record. Bases 120 to 1028 code for a protein of 302 amino acids. Gene Ontology annotation, molecular function: holo-[acyl-carrier-protein] synthase activity; magnesium ion binding. The transcript has 7 exons. Gene Ontology annotation, cellular component: cytosol. Lineage: Eukaryota; Metazoa; Chordata; Actinopteri; Moronidae.